Messenger RNA from Dermatophagoides pteronyssinus (European house dust mite), 4148 nucleotides. Its product is annotated as metabotropic glutamate receptor 2-like. Lineage: Eukaryota; Metazoa; Arthropoda; Arachnida; Sarcoptiformes; Pyroglyphidae. Gene Ontology annotation, molecular function: G protein-coupled receptor activity. Gene Ontology annotation, cellular component: membrane. Gene Ontology annotation, biological process: G protein-coupled receptor signaling pathway. The record is from RefSeq and is a predicted model, not a curated record.
ACAUUGUUUUCAUAUUUUUAAUGAUAUUAAUAUCAUCUUCAUUGAGCAAUUGUUAUGAUAAUACAAUGAUAAUCAAAAUGAAACAAACAACAUUAAAAUUGAAUGAUUAUCAAUCAAAACGAUUACUUCGAUCGAUCAAUAAUAAUGAUGAACUGUCUCGACAACCAAAAAAAACUAAUCAAAUGGCUGAAUAUCCGGGUGAUAUUAUGCUUGGUGCUGUAUUCCCUAUCCAUCAACAUGAUACAACAAAUUAUUCAUGUGGAGUUUUGCAGUCAGAAGGUAUUCAACAAUUAGAAGCGAUGAUUUUCGUUCUUGAUCGAAUCAAUAAUGAUCCUAAUAUAUUGCCUGGUAUACGCUUGGGAGCGUUGGCUGUGGAUUCAUGUGAUUCACCUCAUCAUGCCUUGGAACAGACAAUUGAUUUUAUCAAGAGUUUUGUCGCUCGUUCAAAUAGACGUCUUAUUCGACCAGAAUUUCAUUGUCAAGAUCAUUCGGCUGCUUUGUACAAAAAUGGUGAGCUAGAUCGUAUAGUUGGUAUUAUUGGUGGACAAUCAAGUGAAAUAUCAUUACAAUUGGCAAAUCUAUUGAGACUUUUUCAUAUACCACAAGUAUCAUACAUGUCGACUAGUUCAACAUUAUCGGAUGAACGACUUUAUCAAUAUUUUUUUCGCACAGUACCAUCAGAUACGAAUCAAGUAGAUGCCAUCAUCGAUAUACUAAGAAAAUUCAAUUGGACAUACGUUUCGGUUGUUUAUUCGGAUACGGAAUAUGGCAAUAAUGGCUAUGAUCUAUUGACAACAGCAGCUGCACGAUAUAAUAUAUGUUUAUCAUCACCACAGGCAAUCAAUGUUGAACGUUUUCGACAAAUUGAUUAUGAUAAUUUGAUAACAACAUUGAUGCAUAAAAUAAAUGCCAGAGUUGUUAUUGUUUACACCGAUCCACAUGUAGCCCGAAAGAUUAUGAAAGCAGCAAAGCGACGUUUGAACAAAAAUGGUGGCCGUUUAGAUCGUUUUAUUUGGAUUGCAUCCGAUGCUUGGUGUUGCCGUGAUUUUGUUGUACAUGGUCUUGAACCGGUGGUCGAAGGAACAAUAUCAGUUACACCAUUACAUUAUCCACUUGGCGGUUUUGCCGAUUAUUUUCGCUCAUUACGUCCGGAUUUUCCAGCUGAACGUAAUCGUUUAAAUCCCUGGUUUCGUGAAUUCUGGGAACGUCAUUUUAGAUGUAAACUAAUGAUUGAUGAAUCAUUAGAUAAUAUGAAUAUUGAUAGUGGUACGACAACCUCAUCAACGGAUUCAGAAUCGGAAUCAAAAGAAUCUCCCGAUAUGGCCUACUGUAAUCAAUCGUUGAAAUUAGAUGUAACUGAACAUCAACAUUAUCAACACCUUCAACAAUCACCAUCAUUGCAUUUUGUUCGUGAUGCAUUCUAUUCAUUUGCAAUGACAUUGAAUCAUAUUCAUCAAAAUGUUUGUAAUGGUACAGCUGGAUUAUGUGAUGAAAUGAAAGAGUUAAUUAUCAGUGGUGAAUAUAUGAUUGAACAACUGAAAAAAGUACAGUUUCGAGAUGAAGGAGGACGACUAUUUCGUUUCCAAAAUAAUGGUGAUGCACCACCUCGUUAUACAAUUGUUAAUUUUCAACGGCUUUCUAAUGGUUCAUAUCAAUGGCGUCCAGUCGGUAACUAUAUAAUUAACGAGAAUGACAAUAAAGUAAGACUGAAAUUAGAGAUGAAAUUAUUGCAAUUCAAGCAUGAUAUGCAUCGAUUUCCAAAAUCAUUCUGUUCCGAACCAUGUACAAAGGGUCAGGCAAAACUUCAACUUGAAGGUGAUACAUGCUGUUGGCUAUGUACAAAUUGUUCGCAAUAUCAAUACUUAUUUGAUGAAUUUCAUUGUGAAGAAUGUCCAUUGGGAACGAUACCGGAUGUUAAUAAAACUAAAUGUCAUUUGGUACCGACCAUUUAUCUGAGCUGGACCGAAUGGUGGACCAUAUCAGCAAUUAUAUUUGCUAUUACUGGCAUGCUAGCAACCAUAAGCACGUGGAUUGUCUUUUUCUGUUAUGCCGAAACGCCAAUCAUAAAAGCCAGUGGCCGUGAAUUAAGUAAUCUACAUUUGUCGGGUAUUUUUCUUUCGUUUGCUGCUACAUUUGUGAUAUUGGCAAAACCAACACCAUUAACAUGUGGAUUGACAAGAUUUUUUCUCGGAUUUUGCUAUACCAUAUGUUAUGCGGCCAUAGUUACCAAAACGAAUCGCAUUAGCCGAAUAUUCACACAUCGUAGUUGUCAAAAACCCAAAUUCACUUCACCGCAAUCGCAACUGGUUAUCACCUUUUUGCUAAUAUCAGUCCAGAUACUGAUCAAUAUAUUCUGGUUUUUUCAUACACCACCAGAUAUAAAAUUAGUAUAUUCUAAUCGUGAAAUUGCAUGGCUCAUCUGUAGUAGAUCUGAUCAUCUUAGCUAUCUGAUCAGUCUAAUUUAUCCAUUCAUAUUGAUUGGUUUUUGUACUGUUUAUGCAUUCAAAACAAGAAAAUGUCCCGAAGGUUUUAACGAAGCACGAUAUAUAACAUUCACCAAUUAUACAACCUGUGUCGUCUGGUUUGCAUUUUUGCCAUUAUAUGUGAUGCUUUCGACAACUACACCAUUACGGGCUAUCACUUUAUCAUCAUUGUUGAGUGUGUCAGGUGCCGUACAAUUAUGCUGCCUAUUUGUGCCUAAGAUGUAUAUCGCAUUGCUAAAACCGGAGAAAAAUACACGUGAAACGGUCAUGUGCGGCGGACAUCGAUCUUUGGUUUUUAAUAUGCCAGUAGCUCAUCAUCGUCAUCAUCAUCACCAUCAUCAUCAUAAUCAUAAUCAUAAUCAUCAUCAUCGAAGUAACAGUCAUGAAAUGCCCAAACAACGAUAUCAUUCUUCACGGCCAAGUACAGCUAGUACCGAUGGUCAAAUAAUUACAGCAAUGAUUAAUGAAACAAUUGAUCAUGAUAAAAACAAUAACAAUAUCGAUAUCAACACUAAUGUUGCGAAUGGUAAUUCAAUCAAAAAUUCAACAAAUACUUCAAAAAUGAUGAUGAUGGCAUCUAAUAAUGAAACAUCAACAAUCAUGACAAUCAACAAUAUUGAUUGUAAUGGCAGUGCAAAUUUUAAUGAUAAACAAGUCAUAAUGAUUGAACCAUAUUCAAUAUCAUCAGAUAUUGAUACAACAACAACAGCAUUGACUGCAAUAUCAAUGAAAUCUAUGAAUAUGACAAUUCCAAAAAAUAAUGAUAAUCAUUCGCUUAGAUUAAAUGAUUCCAGAUUGAAAAGAGGUAGUAUCGCAUCGAUGCCAGAUAAAUUAUCAAUUCCUGAAGAAAAAAAUGAUUGUGAAGCUGCAAAUAAUGAAAAUUCAAUUAUUUACGAAAAUCAAAUAUCGAUUCACAAUGAAAAACAUUUUACUCAACGUUCACAAUCAGCUUGUGCUGCAAUCAUUACGAAUGGAAAAGCUAAAAAUGAAUUCCAUAGUUCAUUAUCAUCAUCACUAUCAUCUACAACAUCAUCCACUUCAAAUUCAUCAUCAAAUCAAUCAAAUUCAUCAUCAAUGUCGUUGAUAGUUUCGCCAUCAUCAAUUCAAUCUCCAUUGAAUAAUGAUUUAAUUACGAUAAAAAAACAUAAUACAAAAGCUGUAUUGAAACAUGCACAUAAAUGUUGGCCAUCAAUUCAUUUGGAUGAUAAUUUAUCAUCACCAACAUCUACAAUAAAUGAUUCAACAAAUAAUUCACAUACUCAAACAACAAUAGUUGAUGAUACAAUGAUGAACAAUGAUUGAAUGACAUAAAAUAUCAACAUCAUAGUAAUUGAUCGACACACUUAAGCACGUUUUUCAUCAGUUUUUUCUAGAUCAUUCCAAUUUACCUGCAUAUGGAAAAGUAUUCUUAGAUUUGAUUGUUUUAUUACUGUUUCUGUUGUUCAUCAUCAAUCUACAACCAAUAUUAAUGAUGAUGACGAUGAUGAUGCUGAAAAACCAAUUGAAUUUUCUUUUUUGGUUUGUUUGUUUUCUAAGUUAUUUAUUUUUUUAUAUAACCAACAAUAUUCAUUGUUUGGAUAUCGUUUUCGGAUACAGUUACUUUUUUUCUAUGAAAAAAAAAUUUUAUUAAAAACAAUAAUAAUAAAAAAAAUUCCGUUUCGUUUC